This is a messenger RNA of Fusarium keratoplasticum, 1461 nucleotides long. Its product is annotated as ATP-dependent rRNA helicase RRP3. The record is from RefSeq and is a predicted model, not a curated record. Lineage: Eukaryota; Fungi; Ascomycota; Sordariomycetes; Hypocreales; Nectriaceae. Gene Ontology annotation, molecular function: RNA helicase activity; nucleic acid binding; ATP binding. The coding region runs from base 1 to 1461 and encodes 486 amino acids. The transcript is spliced from 2 exons.
AUGGCCAACGUCAAGAGCGCAAAGCGAAGAAAGGUCGCACACGAUGCGCCCAAGGCUAAGAAGCCUGUGGCCAAGGAGGUUCCCGCUGAGCCAGCCCCCGAGUCUGAGGAUGAGGAGUCUGAGGAGGAGUCUGCUACUCUAGAGGAACCUUCCGCUGAGGAGACACCCGAUGCUCCCAAGAAGACGUUCAAGGACCUGGGUGUCAACGACGCUCUCUGCGAAGCCUGCGAGGCCCUCAAUUACAAGUACCCGACCCCGAUCCAAGAAAAGUCCAUCCCCGUCGCUCUCCAAGGUCGCGACAUUAUCGGCCUCGCAGAGACCGGUAGUGGAAAGACUGCUGCUUUCGCCCUCCCCGUUCUCCAGGCUCUCCUCGACAAGCCUCAGCCUCUGUUCGGCCUCGUUCUCGCCCCGACCCGCGAGUUGGCGACCCAGAUCGGUCAAGCCUUUGAGGCGCUGGGAUCGCUGAUUUCGCUGCGAUGCGCUGUCAUUGUGGGAGGUCUGGAUAUGGUUCCUCAGGCGAUUGCGCUUGGAAAGAAGCCUCAUAUCAUUGUUGCGACUCCGGGUCGCUUGGUGGACCAUCUUGAGAAGACCAAGGGGUUCUCUCUACGAACACUCAAGUACCUCAUCAUGGAUGAGGCUGAUCGUCUCCUGGACAUGGACUUUGGUCCCAGCAUCGACAAGAUCCUCAAGUUCAUCCCCCGAGAGCGACGCACAUAUCUCUUCUCCGCAACUCUCAGCUCCAAGAUCGAGAGCCUGCAGCGAGCCAGUCUGAGGGACCCCGUCCGUGUGAGCAUCAGCUCCAACAAAUACCAGACUGUGUCGACCCUGAUCCAGCACUACAUGUUCAUCCCUCACCCUCAAAAGGACACAUAUCUCAUCUACCUGGUCAACGAACACACCGGAAAGUCAACCAUCGUCUUCACCCGGACUGUGUGGGAAACCCAACGUGUGGCUAUUCUAUUGAGGACGCUUGGCUUCGGCGCAAUUCCCCUGCACGGUCAACUCUCGCAGUCAUCACGUCUGGGGGCGCUCAACAAGUUCCGCGCCGGCACCCGCGACAUCCUCGUAGCCACUGACGUUGCGGCGCGAGGUCUGGACAUUCCCAAGGUCGACGUGGUGCUCAACUACGACAUGCCGCAGGACUCAAAGACCUAUAUCCACCGAGUCGGCCGAACUGCCCGUGCCGGAAAGUCUGGUGUCGCCAUCAACCUGGUGACUCAGUACGACCUUGAGAUCUACGCACGCAUUGAGGCGGCGCUCGGAAAGAAGUUGACCGAGUACCCCAGCGAGAAGGAGGAGGUCAUGACGUUCCAAAGCCGUAUACAAGAGGCGCAGCGUCACGCGAGGAUUGAGAUGAAGGCCAUGAGCGAGUCCAAGGGCAGCAAGGGCACCCUUAACGGAAAACGGGGCAAGAGGGAUGGCAAGCGUCGCCGUGACGACAUGGACAAGGAGGAGGGUUAA